Messenger RNA from Arachis duranensis, 547 nucleotides. RefSeq lists its product as uncharacterized. The coding region runs from base 15 to 434 and encodes 139 amino acids. The transcript is spliced from 2 exons. Lineage: Eukaryota; Viridiplantae; Streptophyta; Magnoliopsida; Fabales; Fabaceae. The record is from RefSeq and is a predicted model, not a curated record.
CUACUAGUCUCUAAAUGGCACACCAUAGACAAAGAGAUAGAGCUAGGAGUUCACCGCCACGGCAUGCUCGAUGCCGUCGUUGCUCUUCUCGCUGGAUCUUCCAUGUCGUGUGUUCGCGUCUGGCCUCUCUCCUGAGGUCGGCUGCUCGCGCCUUCUCGCCUCCACGUAUGCUCGAGCGGUGUUUCCUGCUCAUGUCGUCACUGCGCCUCCCUCGCCUCUCUCCCUCCUCGCGUCUGUACUCGAACUUUAUCGUCUCUCGCGUGUUUGUCGCCGGUGAUCUUGCUCCUUAUCCCUCCUAUUCUGCUAGUUCUUCCUGUUGUAAACAUAAGGAGGAGGACUGCUGCAAUGCCGCUAGCUUAUCCGCGUCACAUUCUUGCUCCUUCUCUUUCAUGCUCUACUCGUUGAAAGACCACCGAAGCAAACCAAGGAUUUGAGAUGUUCCACGCAACUAUUGAAUGAAAAGUUUGAAAAAAUGAGCGAGGCAAAGAAGGCCAUCGUUUGCGAAUUAGAAUUUGGUGGUCUCAUGCACAUCUAGCCUAUGAAUGUG